AGACGUAGUAAGCAUAAGAGAAUCUGAGAACCAUAAAACUACCCGAAAAACUGCUUUAGAGCUUCAACACCUUUUCAACAGGACAAAAUUUGACUUCCAGGACAGAAAACCCAACCUAUUAGUACGUCAGGUACGGAGUACACUUCGUGUAUGGUGCCUCGAACUAUACCUCACUCGGCCACUUGUGGAUCAUCGCCGGGCCCCAAGACCAAUCCCCAGACAGUCUAUAGAUAGUCCCACUUGUUGAUCCGCCGCUUCAACCUAGGGAUCGUCUUAUGGUGCAACUUUAGCCGCCCACGGCAAGGGCAGACAGAAGAAACCAAGAUAAGAUGUACUCUAUACUAACAUCAAGUUCUGUCAAUAGUAUUCAUAACAGUGCGUGUCUCAGGUUUCGCUCUCGAGCUCAUAAAAAUAGCCACAAUGAGUCUCUGACAUGGUCAAUUAAGAAGGCCUCACAGCCCGGUGGAUCUGUUUCAAUCUACUGCGCGCCGGUCUGCCCCAGUCAACGGACCAUAUCCGCAUUGUGGAGGAGACUUGUAGCUACACUUACUUAUCUUGGCCUAGUUCAACAUAGUUCAAUGUGCAAUCCGUGUCUAUUGGAAAACAGAUUUUUACAGUUGUAUUUAGGCCAGAUAAGGGAGGAACCGAUACUGCUCAAGCGAGUGGGCUUAUUCCACUGGCAGUCUAGGUUUGAAAGAUACUGUGUUGAGAACGAUGGGCAGCGGGUUGAGCGGGUCUCAGUUGGCUCCUUCUGCAGAUGGGGCCCCUUGAAAUCAAGCUGUGUUUACUGCAUAGUGAUCCUUUGUUCGUAACGAUGGAUCCACUGUUGAUAUCAAACAUUGCCCGACUGACAGGUUUUGCGUACGGCUGGUAGUCAAAAAUCAGGACCCCUUUGUGUCAUGUGGAGUGCACCAGCUUCCUGGGACCAGCUGGGUUGUCCCUGGGCGGUUUCAAAGUAAUUAACAACAAUCAACAACUGAGUCAAAGGAAUGAUACUCCAUUCCCAGAAACCUAAAUAUGAUAGUAUGUUGGAGUAACGUACGGAGUAUAUCCCAUGUAUUGACAAUCAGGUAUACCCCGAAAUAAGAUCAAGACGUUGACGAACCGCAAAAACAGUUUGUUUCAGGAUUUAGCCCCGAUGGCCUAAUCUUCUGGUGCUGUCUAAAACAGUGUUAUAGAGGAGAAGGAAGAAAUAUUAAGGGUAUUAGUAUGAGGUUAGUUUGAUAUCCUGAAGCAAUGUACUGCGUGUUGGUAUAAUGUACUCAGCUUCAUCAAUACUGCACUCAAGAAUGGAAUAGAAGCAUAUGUGUAGUAGCUCUAUGGGUUAAUCAGUUUGGUAGACUGAUAACACCAAAGGUCUGUGGCAGUUUCUCAAUAUACUGUCGUCUGGUCUGUGCUCAACUCUGUGAGGCUGUCCUAAGCCAUCGAUUCAAGCUCCUGGUAAGAGAUAUCGACAAGCCAAAGAAUUCCACAGACUAUAUAAGGCCAUAUCACAAGGCAUAUCAGGACAGUAGGGAAAGAACAGAAGCAUAGCCUUCAAGAGACUCUAGAAUGUAAUAAUAAUAAAAUAACAUGGUGGUGAUCGUGCUGGAUCGAC
Aspergillus pseudotamarii is the source of this 1597-nucleotide messenger RNA. RefSeq lists its product as uncharacterized. NCBI's taxonomy places the organism in Eukaryota, Fungi, Ascomycota, Eurotiomycetes, Eurotiales, Aspergillaceae. The record is from RefSeq and is a predicted model, not a curated record. Bases 330 to 812 code for a protein of 160 amino acids. The transcript has 3 exons.